GCGACAUAAUAACCUCCUUCAGCGGGUAACUUGUUGCGACUGUCGCGGAGCUUUGCGGCGAGAGCGCGCGGGAUGCGUUUUCGGUGACGCCCGUUGCGUGUGUCGGUUACAUUCGAAACCCGAAGGGGGUUUUAAGAGCUACCGCAGUCGCCAGCUACACCUAAGGCAAGAUGGGACGCUCCUCCAAAGACAAACGCGACAUUUACUACCGUCUGGCCAAGGAAGAAGGGUGGCGAGCUCGCAGCGCGUUCAAACUUCUGCAGCUGGACGAGGAAUAUCACUUAUUUCAAGGUGUCUCCCGGGCUGUGGAUCUCUGUGCAGCACCUGGUAGCUGGAGUCAAGUUCUGAGCCGAAAGCUCAAAGGAGAAGAUCCUAAAAAUGCAGAUAUCAAAAUAGUGGCUGUUGAUUUGCAAGCCAUGGCUCCAUUGCCAGGAGUCAUUCAAAUCCAAGGGGACAUCACCAAGGUUUCAACAGCUCAGGAAAUCAUUCAUCAUUUUGAGGGGCAACCAGCUGACCUGGUUGUAUGUGAUGGAGCCCCUGAUGUGACUGGACUCCAUGAUAUAGAUGAGUACAUUCAAGCCCAGCUGUUGCUUGCUGCCUUGAACAUCACUACGCAUGUCCUAAAGAAAGGGGGGACAUUUGUAGCUAAGAUAUUCCGAGGCAAGGAUGUCACUCUUCUCUAUUCCCAGUUGAAAAUAUUCUUCCCUGAUGUGACAUGUGCCAAACCCCGAAGUAGUCGCAACUCUAGCAUUGAAGCCUUUGCUGUUUGCCGAAAUUACAGUCCCCCUGAAGGUUACACGCCAAACAUGUCCAAUCCCUUAUUGGAUCAUUGCUAUGAUGUGAAUUUUAAUCAGCUGGAGGGUCCCAAUCGGGUCAUUGUCCCUUUCCUGGCUUGUGGCGAUCUUAGUGCUUACGAUUCUGAUCGGACCUACCCGCUACAGCUGGAUCCUGAGAAGGAAUAUACCUACGUGCCCCCGACCCAGCCGCCCAUCCGUCCUGCCUACGAAGAAGCCUGCUUCUUAAAGAAACACAACCUUCUUACCAAGGAACAAGGCCCCCACUCUCAGCUGCCGGAGCAAGGGGCUUCAAAUGUUCCUCUAGAGACUGAGGUCGCAGAUACCCUGGAGGAACUGUCAAUCUAACGUCAUCACAGGGCAAGCAAGAGAAAAAUGUAACCCUGUGGUGGGUUGAAAGACUACAUUUUAUCCUCUAAGGAGCAAAAGUGGAAAGGAUGGGCUUGUCUUCAGAGUUGGAACUUUGAAGCGGGAUGUUCUCAGGGAACAUGGGUACUAUCAAAAGCCUUUGGAGUCACACUGAAAUGCAAAGGAACUCUGCUCCUCCAAUGUAUACGCAUAAUCAUAGACAACCUGGCUAUCAGCAGCAGACUGCCUGUAAUAGAGAUUGGGCUCUCGUGCAGGGCUGUUGCGUUAGUCAACCUGGCUGUUCGAGAGCAGCUUGAGAGGCUGUCUCUUUCCUCCUCAUUUGCUACCUUUUUCUCCCCUAUUCAAAGGGGAGAACUUGUAAUGGUUGAAACUACAGUCACUUCUUCUGCAUCCCUUUCUCAGUUUGCUCCACCCCAGGAGUGAAAUCAUCUUCGCUACCGGUUCACAAAUGUGACUGCAUGCUCACGCGUGCCACUUUCCGCGCAUGCGCAGAGCAUCAAAAAUGGGACGUGAUUAUGUCCAGGUUGGUGGACAGAGCCUCUCGCCGCCACUGCUACCGGUUCGCCUGAAUCUGAUAGAAUCGGCUGAAUUUCACCACUGCUCCACUCCCACCCCCAGAUCUGCAAGAGGGUGGCAAAUGAAGCAACCACAGAGAUGGAGUGUUUUCGCAGGGCUCUUUAAUUCAAUCAUAGAUACUCAAAGUAAAGGAAGGGAGUGUAGUUUCACUCCAGACAGUAAUAAGCCUCUUGAGAUAAUUGAAACCUUGGCACGUUAGCAUUUAAACUGUGGUACAGAGCCUCAGCAUCUUUGUCAGCUCUGUUCUAAAGUGAGAUAAUGGGUAACUUGAAUGCUCAUAGAAUGUUAGUUUUAGGAGAAAAACUGCACAUGAGCUUGCUCUUAUUAGUUUAAAAGAUGAUAACUUAAUUCCUGGUUAGUUCACACCUUUUACUAUUUUAUUGCUCAAAAAGCCCAGGAAAUUCCUCUGUUCUUAUAUUGCAUCAUUUAUUUUAAUACAAUUUUAUCAUUUC
Molecule: messenger RNA, 2191 nt
Organism: Thamnophis elegans (Western terrestrial garter snake)
Lineage: Eukaryota; Metazoa; Chordata; Lepidosauria; Squamata; Natricidae
Gene: FTSJ1
Product: FtsJ RNA 2'-O-methyltransferase 1
Exons: 10
Coding region: 171-1142 (323 amino acids)
Biological process (GO): cytoplasmic translation; tRNA methylation
Cellular component (GO): cytoplasm
Molecular function (GO): tRNA methyltransferase activity
Source: RefSeq, a predicted model, not a curated record